This is a messenger RNA of Phanerochaete carnosa HHB-10118-sp, 969 nucleotides long. RefSeq lists its product as uncharacterized. Gene Ontology annotation, molecular function: N-acetylgalactosamine binding; oligosaccharide binding; polysaccharide binding. The record is from RefSeq and is a predicted model, not a curated record. Gene Ontology annotation, biological process: cell-cell adhesion. The transcript has a single exon. NCBI's taxonomy places the organism in Eukaryota, Fungi, Basidiomycota, Agaricomycetes, Polyporales, Phanerochaetaceae. The coding region runs from base 1 to 969 and encodes 322 amino acids. Gene Ontology annotation, cellular component: cell surface; phagocytic vesicle; protein complex involved in cell adhesion.
AUGCGCAACAUUGACACUACCAAGGGGGACGGAGUGGAGGAAUCAGCGGAAGAACGUCCGAACAUGAGCAAUCAGGGCUCGAAUAACACGCCUGUCCGAGUUCCAGCUACACCGUAUCUUGCCAAGCCGACCCUGUGGUUCGACUGCGGCGAAUUCCGCACGAAGAACGUCCGCUCUUGGCGUAAUCCAGAGCACGUUACUCCAGGCGAGGCACGGUUCAAAGUUCCUACCUGCUACCCGCGAACCAUGCUGCUCGGCUUCAACGAGCUCGACGUGAAUAUUCUCCGUCUCAAGGCAGAAGUCCGUAGUAUCGCAGACGACCGCGCAAUCGUCAAUAUGGUUGCAUGGGCGAACACCAAGCACCACGGAUCCGGGUGCUCGUGGUUGACACUGCCCGAGGACGACCCCGACAUCCAGUCGGGGAGAUACAACACCACGGAGGAUCAUCAUUGGUCCAGAUCCCAAACAAAAACCUCGCGCAGGAUAACCUUCACACACCCGUACGCCGCACCGCCUAAGGUCGUGGUAUGGCUCGAUGCCGUCGACAGUGGGCCCGGGCGCAACGUGCGUGUGACCGCUUGGGCGGACGCCGUCACGCCUGAUGGUUUCACGAUCCACCUCGACACCUGGCACGACUCGAACUUGUGGUCCGCGGGCGCGACGUGGCUUGCACACUCGGCCGAGCGCACGGAUGUGCGUAGUGGCGCGUUCGAGAUCGAGGACGUGCGCCCAUGGAGCGCGCCCCGCCACAACAACUGCGGGCGGGUGUCCUGGGGUGCGCCCGAGGUGGCAAGUCCGCCACGCGUGUUCACCGCGCUGAGGAUGCUCGAUUUUCAGGAUGGAAGGAACAUACGUCUCAGUAUGAGUACAAGCGAGGUCACCACAACGGGUAUGACCUGGCAUAUGAAUAGCUGGGAAGAUACAAUUUUUUACCGGGCUGGGGCCGUGUUUGUCACUUUCGAAGGCUAA